GGUCUCCCGGUUCUCCAAAGCCUCUCGAGCCGCCCUGCCCUCGCCAUGCUGCGCCUGCUGCCAUGGCUCCGUACUCUGACCCGGGAGAGCGUGCGGCCCGGAGUCCUGCAGGGCCUGGCUGCUGGUGACAGGAGUGGGGCCGGGAUGUAUCCCACCUGCUACUGUGCAGGCAAAGCUAAGCAGCGGGCUGUGCUGCUCCCCUUGGACCCCUAUGGCCAUGGGCUGCUGCACACCUUUCCCCCGGAUGCCUACAGGACUCGAGGCCAUGGCAAGAGGAAGAGCUGGAACUUCAUCCACGAGAAGAUGAGUUAUGACACCUUCUUCACAAUGAAGCGUCUGAUAGAGCGCUCGCGCAGCGUGGGAGAAGUGCUGCGGUGGGUGACACAGAACCCCAGCAAGGUGUCUGCCAGCCACUACCCCAUUGCCCUGCACAAGCUGGGCCAGCUCUUGCAGCAGCAGGGCCAGGCCACGGUGAACGGGGAGAGCCGUGGGCCUGGCCAGAUGCUGGAGCAGCCGGAGUUUCAGGCGCUCUGUCAAGCCAUCAUCAGCGGCUGCUCCAAGUUUGAUAAUUUCAGCAUCGUCAACUGCCUGUAUGCCGCUGCUGCGCUGGGCCUGCCUGGGGAAUCGCCGCUGGUGCGAGUGCUGGAGGACGAAUCCCGGAGCCGCCUGGGCCGCUUCAACCAGAAGGACGUUUCCAUGGUCUUCAGCAGUGUGAUGAGGCUGCACCCGUCCAGCCCCCACCCCCUGGUUGAGUCUUGCCUCAGCAGCUUGGAGCGGCACCUGGAGAAGGAACGUCACCCCCAAACCCUCUUCCUGCUCCUCUCCUACUACCGGCUGCGGGCGCAGGCGCUGCAGGGACACCCGGCCUCCGACCAGCAGCUGAUCAACAACCGCAAGAUCCUGCGCCUCGUCAGGCACACGCUGGGGCAAGUGAGUGCCAUGCGGGAGCACGAGCUGGCCCUCUUGGACGAGAUGCUGGCUCUGUGCGCCCAGGAGGCCAACAACAAGGCCCUGGAGGCCAUCUUCAGCUCUCAGCUCUUCUACGAGAACCGCCAAGAGCGAUUCAUCCGCAGUAUGGCAGAGUGGCUCCCCAGGAAGGCAGAAAACCUUACCCCCUAUACCAUGGCCCUCAUCGCCAAAUAUGUGGCCCGGCACCGGCUGCGUGAGCCGCGGCUGCUUGAUACCAUUGCAAACUUUCUCCUGAAGCGUGGGGAGCAGCUUGACAGCAAGGUGAUCCAGAAGCUGGUUUUUCCCUUCAGCCGCAUGAAUUACCGCCCAUCCAACCACAGUGAGCUCUUCCCCAAGCUGGAGGCCAUCCUGGAGCAGAAAGCUGGCAGCUCGCCCCUGGCAACCGUCAACAUCCUCAUGUCCAUGUUUCAGCUUAGCCAUUUCCCCCAGACCGUCCUCCACCAAGUCUUCUCCCCAGCCUUCAUCACCAAUGUUAUGAGCAGCCCCUACGCGCUGAUUGUGCGCCGCUACCUCUCGUUGCUGGACGCGGCAGUGGAGCUGGAGUUCCGUGAUUACAGCGGCCCACGCCUUGACCCACGGUACCGUGUCCUUAUGUUCGAGCACGCCCUGACAGCUGACGAGGCCAACAGAAAGUACAGUUACAAGGGGCUGGUGGCUGAGGCCCUGCGGCAGCUGGUGGGAGAAGAGUGCUAUCGGCAGGACGAGGUGCUGCCCCCAGGAUACUGCACAGACUUCCUGCUGUGGAUUAACCGCUCAGGCACUGUGCUGCCCUUUUCCCGUGUUCCUGCGGCCUCCAAGGCUCCCUCUGCCCACACUACAACCUCCCCCGCUGCCAUUUCCUUGCGCUCAAGUGUCCUGGCCCUCACCUCGGACUUGCAGGACUUUGCCCCCUUUGCUCCAGAGACACCAAGCAGCCCCCCAGGCUCUCGAGAGAGCAACCUGGCUGGGCGAUUCUUGCCCACACUUUGCCCUGCCCCGGGGGGCCCCUGCUACCAGCCUCCCUCGGACUAUUACUGCAGCCUGAGCAAAGAGUCUUCCCUGGAGAGCCAGGGCAGCUCCACGUUAAGCAGCCCAUCCGAGUGCCUCUCCGCGCAGCCGGCUGGCACCCCUGACUGCUCCCCCAGGGGCACCUCCACAGCCACCCUCUUCCAGUUCCCCAUCGGCAAGAUUCUGGAGGAGGAGGAGGAGGCGGAGGCGGCAGCGGUAGCAGCUACCACUGGCUGCCCUGGGCACGAUCACAACUGCUUCCAAGGGGAGCAGGCCCAGGAGGAACCCGAGGAAAGGAGCCCACCCCCCAGUGAGGACGCCUGCCCUCCGCCCUCCCCGUGCCGGCCCAGCCCAAAGCGAGGCCCUGGUGAUGGGCCACAGGGAGCCGAAGAGAUCCAGAGGGUGGUGCUGUCAGUCAAUGACAAAUGGCAUUACUGCCAGAACUCUGACAUCCUGGUGGGCUCCCGAGCCAUGAGGGACAGGCACUUGCGACUGCUGGGCUACUGUCUGGUUCAGGUAAGCAAAGGGGGGCUGCCGCUUUCCUUUCCCCACCUCCCCUUCCAGGCAGAAAACACCCGUGACCAUGCAGCAAGAUGGGCUGGAGAGCAGGCAUCCACCCCGCCGCAGUAAACACCCGGUGGGAGCCAUCCUUCCACGCUCACUGCUUGCGAGAGGAAGCAGUGACUCAUCCUCAUGCCUCCUUUUUUGCCCUCCCCCCACCCCAAGACUUCUUCCACGAGCCUUGGCAGAAAUCAGGGACAAGGACGGUGGACGACAGCCCCUUCCAACCCGACCUGGGUGCUGGGCAGUGACAGGGAGAAGGGGAAACUGCCUCAGCCUGGGCCCCGCAGAUGUGGCAGCGGUGUCGGUGUCGGCCGCAGGGCCUCAGGGUAGAAAUUGUGCAGGGCCGUAGCUCAGGCUGAUUCCCUUUGCUGUGACCCCAGCUGUUGGUUCUGCAGCGUGCCUCUCUCGCUGCUGUGGGUGGAGGUGAGGCCAGGCAAACCUCCCUUCGGUGUGUGUUUCGGAGCCCUGGCCUCUUUGGUGGCAGCCUCUGGCUGGUCUGUGGUGAGAGCCGUGAAUGGAGAAGCCCUGGAGGCUUCACCACCGCCUUCGCAAUUGUCUUUGGAUUUCUCGGGGAAACUUCACAUGUUGUUUUAAGGUGUGCAGCUUCUACAAGACCAUUUGCAAGGUGAGUUUUAGCUUGAGGAUAGAUCUUUCUGAGGAAAGUGAGUCAGGAAUGCAGGUUUCAUAUUCCUGUUUACUUCUCCACUUCAGAGGUCACCUGAAUUACAGUCAUAGAUCUACCAAGCAGUUCCAUAACUAUUUCUUUAAAGCUUCUUACCUCCCCUGCUGCUGACAGUGCAGUGUGCCAGCACGAAGCUCCUCCUAAUUUCAUAAUUUGCAACGUACAUAGUUCAGAAGCCCUUUGUUUAUGCAUAGCUUUGCCAGUCCUGUGACUCAAGUUGUGGUAUUUCCUUGGAGAUCCUGACUCGCAGAGCGGCAGAGCGGGACCGACUCUCCGGUGCAGUGUGCCCUGUGUCUCCCUCUUUGAGCCUGUUCAUUCUUCACACUUACAGCAUCUGGGGCCAACAAGCUCCAGGCAGGGCUACCUGCAACAAGCUCUGUUUUAAACCUGCUGUCUGGUCAGCCGACAUGGUACUGCCAGAUCUGGUGCCACGAAGAGCAGCUCUGCGGUUACCUUCUUGUGGUUGUAGAGGUUGCUUCCCUUUGGCCACCCCUUUGAGACGAAGAGCCCCAGGCAGUUCAGCUUCUUCCUGAGUUGAAGCUGCUUCGCAGCUCGGUGGUUGUUCUUGCUCUUCUCACUUGAGGUUUAUUUCCUUUUCUUCUGACACCUUUACAGCAUCACAGAGCAGUUGAGGUUGGCAGGCGCCUCUGGAGAUCAUCCAGUCCAACCCCAGCUCAGCUAAAGCGGACUCAGUACCACGUCAAGUUUUGAACAGCUUGGCAAUAGGUUGCUUUCUGGGUAACUUGUUCCAGGCUUAAGUCUGGUGCUGCUUUACCCUCACAGUAAAAGAGGUUUUUCUUAUCUUUGUGGGAGUGGGUGUAGCUUUUUCUUCAGUUCAAAUGGGCUUUCUAAUACUCUAGGUUUGUGCCUGCUGCCUCUGGGCACUGCUAAGAGGCUCUUGUCUUCUUUACAACCUCCCAUUGGGUAUUUGUACACACAGAUAAGACAUCCCAAUCCUUUUCUUUUCCAUCUCUGUCAGCCUCUUCUCACCUAUCAUCCCCCUAAUCAUCCCUGUGGCCCUAGACCCUCUCCAGUCUGGCCACGCUGUGUUUUGGGGGGCCCAGCACUCGAGUGUGUCUCCCCAGUGCUGAGUAACCGAGAAGGAUCGCGGUGCUCUUUCCUCACACAGCUCAGGAUGCUGUCGGCUGCCAUUGCUGCGAGGGAGCACUGCUGGCCCCCGUCAGGACCCUCACUCCCUUUUCUUUAAAAUCACUUUCCAGCCGGUUGGCCCCAGCCUGUGCUGCUGUGAGGCAUCAAAACUGUGACCCUUUUUUACCUGGGGGCCAUUUCUCGGCCUGUUUGGGUCCUCCUGAAGAGCAGCACAACUGGCUGGUGCGGUGGCUGCUCCUCCCCGUUUAUGUGCUGUCCGCAGCUGCACUCGGUCCCGUCGUCCAGGUCGCUAAUGAGGAUGCUAAACGAUGUUGGCCCCUGUACCGACUCCUGGGGUAUGCGGCGUGGGGCUUGGUCCAGCUGGACACGGUGCCUCCGUUCACAGCUCUGGCUAUUCAGCCUUCCUUAUAUUUAAUUUAAAGCCUUCUCUUGUUGGCUGCCGCGUUGCCGUAUGUCUGCUGGACAGGCGCUGGGCUGCCUGUCGUGUCUGGCACGCUGCUGAGCUGUCUGGGUAUGUCUGGGUGACUGCGCCAGGGCCGUGCUCCUCCUUGGAUGCCGUUGAUCUGUAGCAGGUGUGGAUUUGUCAGGGCUUUCUUCCAAGACAGCCUGCUCCUUCCGUGGCAUGACAGGCUGCUUGUGCCCAGCCCCUUCCUUGCCUGCAUCCUCCGGUUGGGCCCGUGGGUUGCUUUCCACCCUUCUGGAAGUGGUGGGAAUCCUCCUGCCCUCCCAGACCCUCCACUCUGCUCACAGAUGCUCUUUUCCCUGAUGGUCCUGACUUUUUAUUGACAGCCAACUCUCUUCCCUCAGAAGUUCAGAAUUAUCUAAGUUGGAAAAGACCUUGAAGAUCAUCCAGUCCAACCAUGAACCUCACACUGACCGUUCUCAACUCCACCAGAUCC
Athene cunicularia (burrowing owl) is the source of this 5211-nucleotide messenger RNA. RefSeq names its product Fas activated serine/threonine kinase (gene FASTK). Bases 46 to 2586 code for a protein of 846 amino acids. The record is from RefSeq and is a predicted model, not a curated record. Gene Ontology annotation, biological process: mitochondrial RNA processing; regulation of mitochondrial mRNA stability. Gene Ontology annotation, cellular component: mitochondrial matrix; ribonucleoprotein granule. NCBI's taxonomy places the organism in Eukaryota, Metazoa, Chordata, Aves, Strigiformes, Strigidae. Gene Ontology annotation, molecular function: RNA binding. The transcript has 8 exons.